GCGGCAGAUCCAAGACAUGCAAGAAUCAAGAUGACGUCCCUUGUCACCGAUGUUCUGCUCGCAAACACGGAUCUGUUGGAAAAGGAAGACCUGGGGACGCGCAUCGGCAAAUUAUCAACUCACAUUGAUGAGAUCAAGGGUGAAAUCUACCACGCCGUACACGAGAAGUAUGCCAACUACAGACCCACCAGGGACUCCACCCAGGAGCUACACAACAAGGUGCAGACACUGUCCACUGAGAUGCAGACUCUCAGCAAUAAGAUCAAGGUUAAACAACACGGUGACUCCACUGUGGAACCAGCCGUAUGAGGACCAGCUAUC
Molecule: messenger RNA, 321 nt
Organism: Patiria miniata (bat star)
Lineage: Eukaryota; Metazoa; Echinodermata; Asteroidea; Valvatida; Asterinidae
Product: centromere/kinetochore protein zw10 homolog
Exons: 3
Coding region: 31-309 (92 amino acids)
Biological process (GO): mitotic cell cycle
Cellular component (GO): nucleus; chromosome, centromeric region
Source: RefSeq, a predicted model, not a curated record